AUGCGAGUGGUCCCAGUCUUUUUGGUUUUCUUGUCUCUCUUCUGUAUUUUUGGAUCAGAGAGUGCAGCAUCUAAUGCUGAAGAAAACCAGUUUCAGCAGGUUAAGGCUGUUCAGCCAGCUGAGCAAGACACAUACCUCAUAGGAGAAUGCUUAAGCAACAAAUACACACACAAGUCCUGUGACAAAGUUUUUUGUCACCCAUGGGAACGAUGUGUGGAGGGAAAAUGCCUUUGCAAGCUUCCCUACCAGUGCCCGAAGAACGGCUCUUCAGUUUGUUCUACCAAUGGAAGGUACUUCCAUACUUACUGUCACCUAAAGACCUACGAGUGUGUACGUCCCGAAGCAAAGUUUCUGCACAAGGGAAAAUGCAUGUCUGAAGAAACAUUUUCAAUCUCUGUGGGCCACGAAGAUUCAAGUUUGCUUCGAGUAAAACCUGUGAAUCAAAAGAAUGACAUGUUUGUAUGUGAUAGUGGAUGGACCAUGAAUGAAGCAAAUGUGGCUUGUAAGCACCUUGGCUUUGAAUUAGGUGCUGAAUAUUACGAAGCCAAUUACCAAGCCAAUUCCACAGAAUCUGCCUUAAAUUCAUUGCACUGUCUGCAAAUAACUUGCAGGGGCCUAGAGACAAGUCUUGCUGAAUGUCGCAUAGAGAUGAAAUCAAGAGAGAGUAAUGAGGGAUUUGUUAGCCUCCAGUGCCAUGAAAAUCUCAGAGCGUGUUCAGCUGGCGAGUUUCAGUGUGUCAACAAGAAGUGCAUUUCUCUGAAGAAAACCUGUGAUGGAAUCAACGACUGUGGAGACCUAAGUGAUGAACUGUGCUGUAGAGAGUGCAGAGACAACAGUUUCCACUGUCGGUCAAAUAUCUGUAUUCCAAAUAAGAAUGUCUGUAACAAAGAAAUUGACUGCCUCACAGGAGAGGAUGAAGCUCAAGUUCUCUGUGCAGGAAAAGAUACAAGUGCUGAAAAUCUCAGUAUGGAUGAAGAAAGAAAAAUGAUAAAGACACUUCUUCCCCAAGUACACUGCGGUCUUACAAAUCACACAUUAACUCGACGGAAAAGAAUCAUAGGCGGAGAGACUGCAAGAAAGGGUGAAUUCCCUUGGCAACUGGCAAUUACAGAAACUGACAGUGAAGGUGAAACACUGAUCUGUGGAGGGGUUUAUAUUGGUGGCUGUUGGGUUCUGACUGCUGCACACUGUGUCAGGGCAAAUCGAGUUCAUCUGUACCGUGUCUGGGCUGGAAUGGUCAAUAGAAUCGUGUACGACAACGAGACAGUAACUUUCAAACUAAAACGACUGAUAAUCCAUGAAAAUUAUAAUGUGUCAACUUAUGAAAAUGACAUUGCUCUGCUGGAGCUGAGAGGUUCUGGGAAAACAGGCUGCUCCCUAGAGAGCACACCUGCCUGUAUCCCCUGGUCAGAGUACAUGUUCAAGGCUGGUGACAGAUGCAAGGUUUCUGGAUGGGGACUAGAGAAAGGUUAUGUCAAACAAUUUAUCCUCAAGUGGGGCAAUGUUAAUUUAUUUCAGAAUUGUUCUGAAUUGUAUCCAGGACGAUUUUUUAAACAAAUGGCAUGUGCAGGUACUUAUGAUGGCUCCAUAGACAGUUGCAAAGGUGAUUCAGGAGGACCCUUGGUCUGUUUUGAUGCAGAAAAUGUGGCGUAUGUCUGGGGUAUCGUGAGUUGGGGCGAGAACUGCGGGGAGGCUGGUCACCCUGGCGUGUAUACAAAAGUGGCCAGCUAUUACAAUUGGAUUAGUCAUCACGUGACAAGGAGUCUCAUUUCACGGCAUAAUAUCUGA
Messenger RNA from Leptosomus discolor (cuckoo roller), 1788 nucleotides. It is a transcript of the gene CFI, whose product is annotated as complement factor I. Gene Ontology annotation, biological process: proteolysis. Lineage: Eukaryota; Metazoa; Chordata; Aves; Leptosomiformes; Leptosomidae. Gene Ontology annotation, molecular function: serine-type endopeptidase activity; protein binding. Gene Ontology annotation, cellular component: membrane. The record is from RefSeq and is a predicted model, not a curated record.